AUGACAAACGAUAAAUCCCCAGUUAUCAUUGUUGGUGGAGGUCUCGCCGGCCUCGUUGCAGCAACAGAGCUGUCGCGGCGUGGAGUCCAUACAGUCAUCGUGGACCAAGAAAAUGAAGCAAACCUGGGAGGACAAGCAUUCUGGUCACUAGGUGGCCUAUUUUGUGUCAAUUCUGCUUCUCAGCGCCGCCUAGGCAUCAAAGAUAGUCGAGAGCUCGCGAUGCAAGAUUGGUUCAAUACGGCUCAGUUUGACCGUGAUACCGAUCUUUGGCCUAGGAAGUGGGCGGAAGCAUUCGUCAAUUUUGCUACAGAUGAACUGGAAACGUAUGCAAAGAGUCAUGGCAUGUCGUUUUCGAGUGUUGGCUGGGCAGAACGGGGUAGUGGAAAUGCAAGUGGUCAUGGAAAUUCCGUACCUAGGUUUCAUGUUACCUGGGGUGCUGGUCCAGCAGUCGUCGAAGCUUUCGAAAAGCCAGUACGAGAGGCAGCAAAAAAGGGACUGGUAGAAUUCAAGUUCCGACAUAAGGUUGAUCAACUUGUUAUUGAUGACAAAACCGGCGCCGUUGUUGGUGUACGUGGGCAGAUAUUGGAGCCAUCCGAGACAUUGCGCGGGGUGGAGAGUAGCCGAACGGCCAUUGAUAAUUUCGAACUUUAUGGGGCCAAAGUAUUGAUUACAUCCGGCGGAAUUGGUGGUAAUGUUGAGCUUGUGAAGAAGAACUGGCCCGUCGACCGUCUAGGGCCUCAAGUGCCGCGCUCGUUCGUUAUCGGUGUGCCUGCAUAUGUCGACGGUCGAAUGAUUGAAAUUGCAGAAGAAGCAGGGGCUCAUAUCGUCAACAGCGACCGGAUGUGGCACUAUACGGAAGGGUUGCAGAACUGGAAUUCCAUUUGGCCGGAGCAUGGAAUCCGAAUCAUACCUGGUCCCUCGUCAUUGUGGUUGGAUGCGACUGGAAAGAGGCUACCACCAUUUCUUUAUCCUGGAUGUGACACUCUGGCCACCCUCAAACAUAUUUGUGCUACUGGAUACGACUAUACCUGGUUCAUUCUUAACAGGACGAUCGUCGCCAGUGAGUUUGCGUUGUCCGGGUCGGAACAGAAUCCAGACUUGACCAGCAAGAGCAUUUGGAAGACGCUGCAACAACGAUUCUUUAGUUCCGCGCCUACAGAACCGGUCCAAGCGUUUUUAGACCAUGGAGUAGAUUUUGUAGUAGAGAGUUCUCUAACGAAGCUGGUUGAUCGGAUGAACAAACUUGCCGAAGAAAAGGGCGGGCCAUCGGUAGACAUUGAGCAGAUCAAACGAGAAAUCAUGGCCAGGGACGACCAGGUCGAAAACAAGUAUUCGAAAGAUGCACAGGUCAUGCUGAUACGCAAUGCACAGAAUUAUUGGCCCGAAAGACUCUCGAGGGUUUCUAAGCUUCACAAAAUCCUGGACCCUCGCCAUGGACCUCUCAUUGCCGUCAGACUGAAUCUUUUGACUCGAAAAACCCUUGGCGGACUCGAGACAAACCUUGAUGCGAAUGUUCUUCGCCCCGACGGAACAUUGUUUUCCAAUCUAUAUGCUGCUGGAGAGGUUGCUGGGUUUGGCGGAGGAGGUGUUCAUGGAUACAGCUCCCUUGAAGGGACUUUUCUGGGUGGAUGUAUCUUCUCCGGGCGGACUGCUGGUGUCAAGAUAGCCGAGUCUCUGGGAGCGUAG
Messenger RNA from Talaromyces marneffei, 1686 nucleotides. RefSeq lists its product as uncharacterized. NCBI's taxonomy places the organism in Eukaryota, Fungi, Ascomycota, Eurotiomycetes, Eurotiales, Trichocomaceae. The coding region runs from base 1 to 1686 and encodes 561 amino acids. The transcript has a single exon. The record is from RefSeq and is a predicted model, not a curated record. Gene Ontology annotation, molecular function: oxidoreductase activity, acting on the CH-CH group of donors.